Messenger RNA from Molossus molossus (Pallas's mastiff bat), 1552 nucleotides. It is a transcript of the gene MYF5, whose product is annotated as myogenic factor 5. The record is from RefSeq and is a predicted model, not a curated record. Bases 155 to 922 code for a protein of 255 amino acids. NCBI's taxonomy places the organism in Eukaryota, Metazoa, Chordata, Mammalia, Chiroptera, Molossidae. The transcript is spliced from 3 exons. Gene Ontology annotation, biological process: muscle organ development; regulation of transcription by RNA polymerase II; positive regulation of myoblast differentiation. Gene Ontology annotation, molecular function: RNA polymerase II cis-regulatory region sequence-specific DNA binding; DNA-binding transcription factor activity, RNA polymerase II-specific; protein dimerization activity.
ACCCAGGCCGCCAGGCGUCUGCCCUUGUUAAUUACCGCAGAAACCGACCAGGGAGCUCGGCCUGGGUUUGCCGGCCCACAGCGGCGCCAGGCUACAGUUUCUCCCCUAACCCCCUCGCUGCUGUCCAGGUGCACCGCCUGCCUCACCACAGAGGAUGGACAUGAUGGACAGCUGCCAGUUCUCGCCUUCUGAGUAUUUCUAUGAUGGCUCCUGCAUCCCUUCCCCUGAGGGCGAGUUCGGGGACGAGUUUGAGCCUCGAGUGGCUGCCUUUGGGGCGCACAAAGCAGAGCUGCAAGGCUCAGAUGAGGACGAGCACGUGCGAGCACCUACGGGCCACCACCAGGCUGGCCACUGCCUCAUGUGGGCCUGCAAAGCAUGCAAGAGGAAGUCCACCACCAUGGAUAGGCGGAAGGCGGCCACCAUGCGCGAGCGCAGACGCCUGAAGAAGGUCAAUCAGGCUUUUGAGACGCUCAAGAGGUGCACCACGACUAACCCCAACCAGAGGCUGCCCAAGGUUGAAAUCCUCAGGAAUGCCAUCCGCUACAUCGAGAGCCUGCAAGAGCUGCUGAGGGAGCAGGUGGAGAACUACUACAGCAUGCCUGGACAGAGCUGCUCAGAGCCCACCAGCCCCACCUCCAACUGCUCCGAUGGCAUGCCUGAAUGUAACAGCCCUGUCUGGUCCAGAAAGAGCAGCAGUUUUGACAGCAUCUACUGUCCUGAUGUACCAAAUGUAUAUGCCACAGACAAAAGCUCCUUAUCCAGCUUGGAUUGCUUAUCCAGCAUAGUGGAUCGGAUCACCAACUCAGAGCAACCUGGAUUGCCUCUGCAGGACCCAGCCUCUCUCUCCCCAGUUGCCAGCACGGAGUCACAGCCUGCAACCCCAGGGGCCUCUAGUUCAAGGCUAAUCUAUCAUGUGCUAUGAACUAAAAAUCUAGUUUCAGUCAGUUCUGCCAGGAGGGCCUAUUACACAGGGGGAAGGAUGCCCAAAGAGUCCAAAAGCAAGUCAACUUGUAUAUAAAGAUUUUUUUUCUGUUGUAAAUUUGUACAUAUCAUCUUGCCACUUUAUAAGAAAAUGUAUUUAACUAAAAAAUGACCAUUGCCAUUAAUACUUAUUUUUUUUCUCCUCUCCCCCUUCUUUUUUUCUUUAUUCUUUGCUUUAGAUACUUAGUCCAAUAAUAUUAUUCUGAUAGGGGGCAAUUCAUUGAAGGUAGCUUGUUGCAAUGCUUAACUUAUAUAUAUUUUUUAUAAAUAUCACUUAUCAAAAUAUUAUCUCUGGUGUUUAGAUCUUUAUUUUUUUUCUUCAAAACAUUAGAACAGCUGGAAGUCAGUUACAGGAAAAUUUAAAUAUAUUUAACUUUUUUUCUCUUUAAUCCUUUGGUUAUAUUGUAUUAAAUAAAAAUAUAACAGUACUGCCUAAUGGUAUAUAUUAUUAUCUUUUCUUAUAAGAAAUACAUCUUUUUAAUGUAAGCACAAAAUAGUACUUUGUGGAUAAUUUCAAGAUAUAAGACGUUUUGAAAAUUCCACCAUAAAUAAAAUUGCUUAAAGGAAGAAA